AGCCUGUGCACACAGUGCUGAAGUCUGCAAACCUUCGCUUACUCCGCUGUCUGUCAGUUCACAUAACUUUCCUCAGCAAGUUUUCACAUUGUUUUAUGUACUUUUUCCUGAAUAAGUUGCUACUGUCUUCUCUUUUGUUCCUGUAGUAAACGAACGUGGGUCUUGUGCUGCCUGUGUGAUUUGGCUUGGGUCAAAGGGCGGCCGCUGCCAGUACAUAUUUAGUGAUGUAUUAAAUGAACUGAGGAGGUGCUGCUGCUGGGAGGCUUCUGUGGCAGAGCGGGGCAGCAGAGUUUCAGGAACUUACUUAGAACUAUUACUGCUAGCAAUUGGUCUUAUUUAUUGAACAACAGGAUGGCUGCGAUGGCAUGCGUUUUGUAUGACUUUGAUGCUGAACCUGGAAACGAUGAACUCUCAGUCAAGGAAGGCGAGAUUAUUACAGUUACUAAUCCGGAUGUGGGCGGAGGAUGGCUGGAAGCAAAAAAUGGCCAAGGAAAGAGAGGUCUCGUUCCAACAGACUAUGUUGAGAUGGUUUCAGACCCCACUAUUGGCACAUCUGCUGAUCUUGCCUUUUUGGAUGCGUUAUCUGGAUCCUCAUCACAAAGUAAUGCUUUUCCUGUUAACAGUUCUGCUCCCCAGACCAACAGCACAAAUGAUCCUUGGUCAGCACUGAAUGCGGCUUCAUCUGGAAAUCGGGGUACCUCUCCAUCCGUUGAUGCCUGGGGAGGCAAGCAGGAGAAUGCUUUUGGACAAAAAAGCAAUGCCUCAGACAACUGGGAUAUGGGAGGUUACGGCCACCCUCAAGCCUAUCAAGGUCCAGGUGGUGUUGAAGAUGAUGACUGGGACGAUGACUGGGAUGAACCCAAAACAUCUUCUGAUGGUGGUAACAGGGAGUCAGAGGCUUCAGAAGCAGGGGCUCUGAAUCGAGGUGCUGCCCGAGGCACUUCAAUGAAAAUACCGCUAAACAAAUUUCCAGGUUUUUCCAAAUCCGGUGUUGAACUUUUUCUCUUGUCAAAGCAGCCAGUGAAAGCCAAAGAACGGUUUUCUAUCAUUAUAGGAGAAGCUGGCCCAAUGUGGGUAUAUUCCAAUUCAGCUUUGGACUGUGUUGUAGCAGAUCCCAGGAAAGGAUCCAAAAUGUAUGGCUUGAAAAGCUACAUAGAGUACCAAUUAACACCAAAUACAACCAACAAACCUGUCAAUCACAGAUAUAAGCACUUUGAUUGGCUAUAUGAGCGACUUCUAGUCAAGUUUGGAUCAGCUAUUCCAAUUCCAUCACUUCCAGACAAACAAGUUACAGGCCGUUUUGAAGAAGAAUUUAUUAAGAUGCGAAUGGAGAGGCUUCAGGGAUGGAUGACAAGAAUGUGUCGGCACCCUUUAGUGUCAGAAUGUGAAGUUUUCCAGCAAUUUCUAAGUUUCCGGGAUGAGAAGGAGUGGAAGACUGGUAAAAGAAAAGCAGAAAAGGAUGAAGCAGUUGGUGUAAUGAUCUUCUCCACCAUUGAACCAGAUGCUCCUGAUCUGGACUUUGCAGAAAUAGAACUUAAGUGUGAGUCUGUUAACAAGUUCACCAAAUCUAUGGAUGAUGGUGUUAAGGAUCUUCUUAAUGUUGGACAAGAGCAUUGGAAACGAUGUACUAUAGCAUUACCAAAGGAGUAUCAGAAAAUAGGAAAAGCCUUGCAGAAUUUGUCACAAGUGUUUAGUACCAGUGGAUACCAAGGUGAAUCAGUCCUGACAGAUGCCUUAACGGAAGCAGGAAAAACAUAUGAAGAAAUUGCCACUUUAUAUGAAGAACAGCCAAAGAAAGACCUCCAUUUUCUUAUGGAAACCAACCAUGAGUAUAAAGGAUUUCUAGGAUGUUUCCCUGAAAUUAUUGGUGUACACAAGGGAGCAAUAGACAAGGUCAAAGAAGGUGAUAAAUUGGUUGCUGCAAGUAAAAUAACACAGCAGGAAAAGAAUACCAUGCUAAAACGAGCAAGUGUUAUGUCUUACUCACUUCAAGCUGAAAUGAAUCAUUUUCAUAGUAACCGAAUCUAUGACUACAACACUGUGAUGCAGCUGUAUCUACAGCAACAAGUUCAAUUUUAUGAAAUGAGCCCCUCAGUAGUAGGUCGCUACAGUUAG
This is a messenger RNA of Protopterus annectens (West African lungfish), 2115 nucleotides long. RefSeq names its product sorting nexin 9 (gene SNX9). Gene Ontology annotation, biological process: intracellular protein transport; mitotic cytokinesis; endocytosis. Gene Ontology annotation, cellular component: cytoplasmic vesicle; plasma membrane. The transcript is spliced from 18 exons. Gene Ontology annotation, molecular function: protein binding; phosphatidylinositol binding. Lineage: Eukaryota; Metazoa; Chordata; Ceratodontiformes; Protopteridae. The coding region runs from base 352 to 2115 and encodes 587 amino acids. The record is from RefSeq and is a predicted model, not a curated record.